This is a messenger RNA of Camellia sinensis, 597 nucleotides long. Lineage: Eukaryota; Viridiplantae; Streptophyta; Magnoliopsida; Ericales; Theaceae. The record is from RefSeq and is a predicted model, not a curated record.
AUGAGUAUCCAAGAGGAAACACAAUAUGAAAAUAGGAAGAACAAGGGAAAAUCCUCUCAAGUACCAUCCGUUAAGGCUCACUGGGAUGCAAAAUCAAAUGAAAUUUUCAUUAAGCUUUAUGUUGAGCAAGCGAAGGCUGUACACAGAUCUGGGACACACUUAGAUAAGGUCGGGUGGGAAAAUGUGAUAACCAAGUUUAAAACUAUGACUGGAAAAGCAUACCAACGAAUACAAACGAAAAAUCAUUGGGAUGUUUUGAAAAAAGAUUGGCUUUUAUGGAAUAAUCUUUUAAGGGGUGAGACAAGCAUAGGCCGUGAUACAUUGAUUGGAGGUAUCUCUGCAUUUGAUGAGUGGUAUCCUGAUGCGACUAAAUUUUGGCUUAUGCCGUUGCAAUUCUCUAAAGACCUAGACAUACUAUUCUCAAAUGCAGUUGCUAUAGGAGAAUGGGCAUACACCCCUAGCUCAGGGGUCAUGCCUAACGCUAAUGAGGCUGGGGAGGAAUUUCAUACCCCACAUGAUGCUAAAUUUGAUGAUGAUGUUGAUUUGGAGGUGGUUCAUCAUUCUGAUUUAAACAAAAAAACGUCCAUCAAACACUGA